GUCUACGUCGUGAGGUUUGGAACCACUAACCCGGUUGUACACUUAUCACCAUGGUUGAGACCCAUAGUGGGAAGGAGACUAGCCCCUACACCACUGAGCAGCAAGAAAAGAUGGCCGCCUUAGUUAGAGAGAAUAAGGAGAGGAAAGAGCGUGAAAAUCAAGCCAAGCUAAAGGCUAUCGCAGACGAGCAGGCGGCGAAGAUGAAGAGAUUGGAGGAGGAGAUGAAGAGGGUACAACAGGAGGAGGAAGAAAGAAGGAAGGUUGCUGAAGCAGAAGCGGCAGCAGAAGAAGAGAAAGAGAGAAUGAGAAUUGAGAGUGGAGAAGGGAGCAGUGGCGGCACGAUGAAGUGGGAGACAGAUACUGAGCUGGAGAAGAAGAUCAGCGAGUGGGUCGCUAAUUUAUCGUUGGGGGAAGACGAGGAGGCGGAAUCCUAUGUAGGAAUGGGGACAGUUGAUCGACGUCGUCCGCGUGGAGCGACACCGAGACACCACGUGGAGAAAUCCAAAGAGUCGGUGCAGUCAGCGGUGCCGUGGCUGCUGCCUCUGGGAGUUACUUCAUUCCUGGUCGUCGCUCUGGUCACUGCGGUUGCCGUUUACAUUCUUUCUACGGGAAAGGGAAUAGGACAUCACGUGGGCGAUGGUAGGUCUGGGAACCCAUUUGUUCCACCCGGGACUAUGGCCGCCAAGGGGGGUGCAAAGACCUCAUUGCUGGUCAUGGGCGCUUCUCCAGCUGACAAGUCGGUCUACGAUCGAGGUCUGGUGACGGAAAGGGUCACGUACGAAAGUGUCCUUACGGAGCAUGGGCGGUACUAUAGGGAGCUUCUCCCUCGCAGGUUCUCUAAGACUGUGUUGGGAUUCGUGACGCCGUGGAAUUCCCGCGGCUACGAUGUGGCGAAGAAUUUCAGUUCCAAGCUGACGCAUAUCUGUCCCGUGUGGUACCAGUUGAAAGCAACAGCCAGGGGUCCCGAGCUGGGCGGAAAGCAAGAUGUGGACAAGGGGUGGCUACGUGCCCUCAAGGAACGUGGGAAGAAGGUCUUGCCUCGGUUUUCGGUAGAAGGAUGGCCUUUGAAUGAAAUGCUACUGAAUGCAGACUACACUAGGAAGAUGGUUGAUAUGGUCGCGGACGAAAUAAGCGCGCACGAGUAUGAUGGGCUAGUACUAGAAAGUUGGAAUGCGUGGGCAGCAGCAGGGGUGCUGUCGGCGGUAGAGACGCGCUCAAAGGCGUUCGGUUUUGUCCAGAAGUUAUCUUCUCGACUGAGGAAAAUCGAGCAACAGAGUCAACCUAGCAUGCCUCCAGGGUCAUUGCAACUCUUCUUCGUAAUCCCUCCCCCGUCUGAGACGAAAUCCCUUCGGAUAUUCAACGGUGAAGAUCUGCUGUACAUGAGCUCCUUCGUGGAUGCAUUUCCGCUCAUGACCUACGAUUUCUCCAACCUGUACGGGCCGGGACCGAACGCCCCAUUACAUUGGGUGAAGACGUGCAUGCGGUUGCUUCUUCCAGGAAUCGACAAAGUCAAAGGCAAGGUGCAGGGUUCCAAGCUGGAGCGUGAAGGGGGCUACAGCCAUGACAGGGAGCUGAAGAGCGUUCAGGACUCGCAAGGCCAAAGUGUCUCAGCAGGAAUUGAGGAAAAAGUGCUUAUCGGGCUGAAUUUCUAUGGCUACCAGUUUGUACCCCCAUUGCCAGGCGGAGAAGCAGUUAUUGCGCACGAGUACCUGAAGAUUGUCGAUGUGGAACGUCCAAAGUUUGUAUGGGAUGAUAUCGCACACGAGCACUUUUUCGAUUAUCCCUCUCCAAGAGGAACUGCACGCGUCUACUACCCGACAUUGAAGUCCAUGGACCUCCGGAUCGAAGAGGCUCGGCAAUGGGGCGCAGGUUUAUCCAUCUGGGAGUUGGGACAGGGACUGGACUUCUUCUGGGACCUUUUCUGAUCAAUAUGACUCUUCUUAGGCUCUAAUCACCCUACCACUAUCGUCAACAUAUCUCAUCGCAUUUACUGCCGUACCUGGAUGAAUCUGACGGCAAUUACAUCCAGGGGAACAAGUGCUCCAGUCUAUUCGUGGGGAGCAGCAUGUGCUGGGAGCCGGGCCCAGCGUCCCAUAUCGAAUUAUACAGGUCAUUGAGAACAUUCGAGGUCGUUUCUACAUGGGAAGAGACUGAGCUAUACAAGGAGGCGGAUGAUGAGGGAGAGUUCGCAGCCAGGAGGCUGCGCUCUGUGUGGGUUGCGUUUCGUCGUUUCACGUGGUUUCUAUUUCGGGUAAGGUGCCGUACAGCGAGGCUAGGACGAGGUUCGUUUGCGGUUUUGGAAAGCAAAAAGAGUGUGUGGUUGCUGUCGUCCUUAAGACUGGUAGCUGAAGCAGCUUGUAGGGCGGGCGGCGGUGGAUUGUUGAGGUAGUUCGAUCCUCGUGGAAGGCGGCGCUCUGGCUUUCCUGUUUCAGGGGUGUUUUCUUGUUUUUCCCAUUCCGUCAUAAAAUGGGGGUGCGUCUGUGAGAUGGGUGCUAUAUUCGUCACGUGCACAAAAGAUAAAAAGUAUGGCAAUGU
Chara braunii is the source of this 2535-nucleotide messenger RNA. NCBI's taxonomy places the organism in Eukaryota, Viridiplantae, Streptophyta, Charophyceae, Charales, Characeae. The record is from the annotation of a GenBank genome assembly.